This is a messenger RNA of Chiroxiphia lanceolata (lance-tailed manakin), 6710 nucleotides long. RefSeq names its product centrosomal protein 162 (gene CEP162). Gene Ontology annotation, biological process: cilium assembly. Gene Ontology annotation, cellular component: axonemal microtubule; centriole; centrosome. The record is from RefSeq and is a predicted model, not a curated record. The transcript has 28 exons. The coding region runs from base 362 to 4600 and encodes 1412 amino acids. NCBI's taxonomy places the organism in Eukaryota, Metazoa, Chordata, Aves, Passeriformes, Pipridae.
GACUGGGCCCGGCGCGGUCCAGGUGCGCUGCAGGGGCAGUGCCCCGCUCUGAACCGCGUCUCCCCCGUCCUCGCCGCUCCCCGGAGCGGCCCCUUGGGCCGCCGAGCCGAGCCGAGCCGAGCCUUGCCCGCCCGUGUCCGAGCCCCUGCGCUGCCGUGUGCCAGUCUGCGUGUGCUCCAGGGAAAGCCGCCGAAGGAUCAGGUCACGGCUGCAAUGAUUAAAAGCCAAAGUGUCGGGUGGUCUAUGGAUGCUUAAGGAGUGAAAGCAGGAAGCAGUUGUCACAACUCGCCUGUCAAAAUCAAUUUACUAGAUUUUAGUUUUUAAACUCAGUUGUGUGGAAGGUAACAUCCAGUUGAAGAUUAUGGCUCAUCGAUUUUCAAAAGAAGAUUUAGAUGAGCAGUUUGAAGAGUUUCUGAAAGAGUCUCUUUCAGAUGAUUCACUUGGAAAUUCAAAGAAAAAGUCCAGCAUCCUUGAGACAUUGGGACAGCCCAGGGAAAAAGGAAGGAAGAAAAAGAAUUCAAUGCCAUGGUGGAUGUCUGAGGAAGAUUUGGAUGAUGGUGGAAUUCUUGGAGCCAAUGGAAACUUUGCCAAGAUACAGAACACUUCACAGCCUCUGGGAGAAAGCUAUGAGAAUAUGCAUGUGGAAAAGAUGCAGCUUCAGAAAAGUAAUGGGGUUGCUGUCUCCUUGAGUAGCGACAGCCUGGAAAAAAAUGAUUCAGUUUUAGCUUCUGGGCCUAAUCAAAGUAUUAUGGGAGUUGGAUUGGAUACCUUGGAAGAAAAAGAAGAAAAAGAGAUCUUCUUUGCCAAACUUGAACAGGAAGCUUCCUCUACUAUUGAUUAUUCAAGAUUAAAUAAAGAGCUGGAUUCUAAUGAUUCUUUCAUGCUAGCACCAUUUGUACGAAAUGAAAAAACUGAAAAAGGAGAAGAAGAACCCGCAUAUGAAGAGAAAUCUGGUAGCUACAGUGAAGAUUUUGAAGAAACAGAUGAUAAUCCUACCCUUAAAGCUGAGGGAAAUGAAGUGAAUCAAAACAUCAUGUCAGAAGUUGAUUUAAAUCCUCAAGAACAGGAAGAAGCAAACACUGGCAUGCUGGCUAAAGUGGUGUUACUUGAUUCACAAGAUUCAACAGAACUUCAGAAGGCCAUUGAAACAUCAGAUGUAGCUCCAGGCGAACAUGAUCAGCCUGAAGAAGUCAGUGGAAUUGAAAUGAAUGAUGCAGGUACUUCCUGUGGACAAACCACCAGUGACAUUGAAGCGUUACACCAAGCGUAUCAUCAUGUUGAUCAGUCCUUGGGAGACACUGAUGAGCAGAAAUUGCACAAUUCUGCAAUGGCAGUCUCAGAAGGCUUAGGGCAAGGCAUUUCACAAAAUAAUGACAUCUACUCAAAAAACAUGUCAACUGUUGAUUCAGAUUUACCUACUGUGGAAGAAUUGAUGAAAACAAUUAAAGGACAUUCAUGUAAUAUCAGAAGUUUUGAUGUGGAGCCUGAAAGUCCCGUGAAACUGAUAGGCAGCACAGAAAAUGACCUUGUCAGCCACUCACCCUUGGAAGACCCCCAGAGUGAUACAGUUUGGGAGACAAACUUAGUUGAGAAGUUGGACAGAGAAAAAAGCAUCUUUCUACAGACAAGAGUGAAUGAUGAUAACUUUCAGAGGGUGACUGAGAAAGAAACUCAGACCAGUGAAGUACAGCCAAGAGAAAAGGUAGUACAAGACUCUCUGCUUUCACAAGGCAGCAAAACUAAACAAGCUCUUCGGUCUUGUUCCUUGAAGAAUGAAAGAUCAGAAUCAACUAAACCAAUGUCAUACAAUAUCAGAACUCCAGCACCCUUACAUAGAAAGAAACCUUCAUACGGUCCUCAUGGGCUGGUUAGAAGUUCUGGCUAUGGGAAACCCAGUUCUCUCUCAAAACAGUCUUUUCCAGUUAGUGAGAAGAAAACACCAAAAGAAACUUUCAGAAAGACGUGUAUGAAAGCCAAAAGUCCUGCAGAUAGAGCAAAAUCUAAAGAAGCCUUAUUUGCUACUAGGACAAUCAGAUCUGCAACGAAUGAACCAACUUUGGAGAGAAGUAUUAACAGAGUUUUGUCUGGCCAAUCAGUUGUUAAUAGUCUUGGACACCAGGCUGUGGAUUAUCAGAGGCAUGAGUUAUCAUUUUCUCCUAUCAAAAGUUGUGAUAGAGAACUGUAUUUGUUAAAACGAGUACAAGCUGCAGAGGACGACCUGAACACAGCUCGAGAUUUGAUUCAACAACUGUCCAGCAAGGUUUCACAAAAAGAAAAGGAAAUGGAGACAAAGAUAGUAGAAUUGAAAACACAGCAUGAAAAAGAACUUUCUCAUCUGGGUCAGGAAAAUUAUGUUCUUCAGAGUAAGUUAAGAAGCAUGGAAGAGAUGGCUCAAGAAAAGAGAUGGACCCGCCAUACAGCAACAGUUCCUGUAAGUCAAGAAAAACUGGCACAAAUACAAAAAGAAAUUGAAGACCAAGAGGUCAUUAUUCAAGGUUAUCAACAGGAAAAUGAGAGGUUAUACAAACAAAUGAAAGAUUUACAAAUCCAAAACAAAAAAAAUGAGGAACGAAUGUUUAAGGAGAAUCAGUGUUUAAUAUCUGAAUUAAGAGACCUAAGAGAAAAGAUAGAGAAGACUAAUAACCAGUCACGAAUUGUACAGGAUUCUGAACCAGCCAGCAAUCGGAGUUUCACAGAAUUGAUUUCAGAGCUUCGAGCAGCACAGAAAGAAGAAACUAAAUUACAAGAAGAGAUAAGACAUCUCAAACAAGAUAAGCAAGCUCUUGAGGUAGACUUGGUACAAGCAAAGAAGGAGAGAAAUUUAGCAAAAAUCCAGAUUACAUCUGCAUCAAGUGAUAAAUCUUAUGAAUUUAAGGUUAUGGAAGAAUCAUACAAACAGGAAAUUACUCAUUUAAAAAGAAGACUUCAGUGGUAUGCAGAAAAUCAAGAUCUUCUGGAUAAAGAUGCAGCCCGUCUUAAAGAUGCAAGACAAGAAAUUGAGAAACUAAGACUAGAGGUUGAGAAGCUGAGAGCUGAAGCAGGAGAUCAGUGUGUGCAACAGAAGAAACGUUUGCAAGACAGAGCAGCAGAUGCUAAAAGAAUUCAGGAUCUUGAGCGACAGAUCAGAGAAAUGGAAGGAAUUCUAAAAAGAAGGUAUCCAAAUUCUUUGCCUGCUUUGAUUUAUGCUGCUGCUGCUGCUGAGAAAACGGCUAAAACAAACACAGUUGAAUUUUUGGAGAGAAGAAUAAAGAAAUUAGAAACAGAACUUGAAGGUAAAGAUGAUGAAGCUAAGAAAAGUCUCCGUGCCAUGGAACAACAAUUUCAAAAAAUAAAGAUACCGUAUGAGCAAAGACUUGCAGAGCUUGAGCAACUGCUUGCCUAUGAAUUUAUGAGUGAAACACCAAAACUGAAUGGCGAUAAAGCUGGUUCUACAGAACUUCAGCAGGAGCUUCAGAAUCUAAAGAAGACCCAUCAAAUCACUGUUAGAAACCUCCAGACAGAAAUUGAAAAACUUAAAAGUCAAAAUUCCCAAUUAAAACUCAGAAGUAAAAAUGAUAAUAAAGACUUAGAGUGCACAGACUCUAAAAUGAAACAAGGUAACGCAAAAGACAGAUUGUUAAAACUAAAUGAAGAACUGGUCACCAAAAAUAAAGAAAUACAAGACCUAACAAAAACUGUAGAGAAACUUCAAAAAGAAAGGAUGGUGAUGCUGUCUGAUAAUAAUUUGAGAAAUAUAACCAAUAAUAAGGAAAACUGUACAGAAGUCGUGAAAAAGAAUACCUCAGCAACGGAUGAAAGGAAUUCCCACUACAGUGAACCCUUUCUAAGCAUUUUCAAUGAUGACAAAAUAUACCAACCACAUACCUUUUCUGAUUCUCAUCUCUCAGAAGUUCUGAAAGAAAAUGCACAGCUGAAAGAGGAGCUGGAGAGAUUGUCUCUAGAAAUGAGCCAGCAGCGGGUGAAGUCUCAAGCAGCACUGGCUUAUUCUGAAAAUAACAUACGAAGAAUACAGGAGGACACAGCAGAAUACAUUGCAUCUCUGAAAGCUUCCCAUCAGAGGGAAGUGGAGAAGAUUGUUUGCCAGCAUGCAAAGGAGCACUCUACUUCUAAAGUAGCUGAACUAAACAACAGAAUUUCAACACAAGAGGUGUUAAUAAAACAUCUUCAAGAACAAAUCAGUGAACAACAGAGACAUCAGGAAGCUCUUUUAGUUUCACAGAUACGAGAGCAACUCCUACAAAAAGAGGUGACAAAAUUGUUGGAAGAACUGAGAGAGGCUAAGGAGAGCCAGAGUCCUGAAAUGAAACAUUUCUUGUGCCUGGAAAAGAAAAUCAAGCAUAUAGAGACCAGACAUGCAGAAAGAGAGCAAGAAAUUCAAAAGGCAACCCAAGUAACACAUCAUGUUACUGAAGCAAGGCAAACCCAUGAGGCUCAGAAGUGGCGAAGACUGGCACAGCAGAAGAAUCAAGAACUGGAGAAAUUUCGAGUGGAAUUGGAUUCAAUGUUAGAUGUUUUACGUGAACUGCAGAAACAAGGGGUUGUUAUUCCUGCACCUGAUUCCAGUGGAUUCAGAAUGACGGACAGCUGCUGGAAGACAUGAUUAGGUAGUAGUUGAUUAGAGAAGUAGAAUUUUAAUAUUCAAAGUUAUGUGUAGAAAGUGUUAUUGAAAAUCAUUAAUGUAACACACAUAAAUUGAAUUGCAUUCUGAUCUUAUCUAUAGUCGUGCAUGUCCAAAGGUAGAUUUGCAUGGAGUAAUACUCCAGUCAUUUUGUAUGUCUUAUAUUUUGUUAGUAAUAAAGUUACAUACAAUUUAUUUUAAAUAAUAGGAAUAUUGAGGUUAUUCCAUAAAUUCAGUUACCACUGAAAAAUUCCCUUUUUCAGAUACUGUACUACAUGGCUGAAUAUUUUUAACCUAUGUUUAUAACUUGUGUUAUUGUGAUUCCUUUGUGAACAAUUUGAGUAACUAGCUCAACUACUGAGUAACUAUUUGUAUGUUUAGUAUAUAAUGAAUUUCAUUCUGUAGGGCAGGAAAAUCAUCUUUUUCCAGCAUUUUGCUUCUCUCCCUCCAAUUCAUAUAAUAUUCCUUCCCUUCUCUUUAAAAUCCCUUCCAACUUAGUGAAUGAUUGGAGGGCUGGAGCAGAGCAGACAUUCCCUGGUGAUGCUCAGAUUCAAACUGUUCUUUGUUUACUUUUCUGGUAUUUCCAACUGUGCUGGUCAGAAUGAUGGCAGAGUGGGUCUAGCUGAAUUGUUAGGGGGCAGAUUUAAAACAGGCUAUAAAAUACAGUGUGAGUAGUCACUGGUAUCCCUUUUAAAAGGGAAGGCCAUAUUGAUAAGGUUUUUACAAUGGGCUGUUCAGAAUCUGACAUAGCAAUAUCUUUAUAGACAAUCUUGACAGACCAAAGAGGCCAGUCAGAUGUGAAGACAGUGUGCUAAAGCUCAGACUGCAGGGAUGUGUCAGUGGGCAAAUUUAGAGUCAAAAUACUGAGCAACUUACAAAAGGGGCCAGAGAAAAAAAUCCAACGAACUACUAUUGUCCUUGAGAGUGACAAAAGAGACAAGUAUGCUUAAGCAGGAGUAAUCCACUACCCAAAUACCAAAUGUGGAUGUAACUUUCUGCUGAACUGACAGGCAUCAUGGUAGGUAACAAGCAAUGUUAGAGACUAUUGCCUUCUCCCUCUUCUCAGGCCCUGCUGGAGUUACACACCUGUGCUGUAGAGCAAGUACAUAGAAGCAAUUCCUGCUGCAUCACCAAAGUGUACCUUCGUGUGCUAAGCUUUUGGUCUCCCAUUUCAAGAAAUGGACCCAAUGGAGGGAAAAGAAAAAUCAUCCCACUAAAAAAUGUAGCCUUAGGAAUCUCUGAAGCCACAGGGGCUGCCCUGUUCCUGAGAGGAGACUGGGGAGGGAAUAUGAGCAUAGCUAUUAUACUUGAUAUAUAUGAAAAACUGCUGCUAAAAGGAAGAAGCAAAGUUAAAAUAAAGAAAAUUCAAGAUAGCUAUUUGGUGGUUGGAAGGGAUGGAUGUCCAAUAAAUCAGUAAAUUAUUAGUUUGAAGUUUCAGUGCUGCAAGUCCUUAAGAAUCCCAUAGCACAUAUAUUGAGGUUGUAGCUCAAUCAACUAUACUCAUUUAGGGCAAAGAGAAGAUAAAAGCUAGAAUGUACUCUUCAGGUCCCUGUGGUAUUGGUUGAAGCUAUCAUUUAAAUCAAAUGUGAAAUAGUUCAGGCCUGUGCAUGUGUAUUUAUGUGUCAUGUUCUUCAGGGACCAGCAGUAAACAUGCACUUUCUCUCAUACAAGCAUGGGACUGAGCAUGCAUAAGAACAGCAGAGUGUAACAAAUUAUACCCAAGUGCAAGGUUUAUUAUUUUUUUUGGCCCAUACACAAACAUGAGACUGUGUACAUGUAUAUAUAGAUAUUAAAAAAGUUUGGCCAGUUGCCAAUUAAUAUAAUAAUCUUGUGUUUUUUCCUAUUCAGAUAUUUUCAGUAUUUCUACUAUUGAUAUUUUGAUCCUAUCUAAAAAAUACUAGUGUAUGUUCAUAAAAUGUGUAAAUAUAAUAAUGUUUUGUAUAUAAAAUAUCAGCUCUGUGUAAAUACACUGUAUUUUAUUGAUUUGAGCCUGUUUUGCAAAUGAAAAGGAUAAAAUUGAAUAAUAUUGCAACUUACCAUUCCUGUACAAUUUGCUAUACAUGUAAGACUGUAUUAAAGUGUGUGACCUGAA